AUGCGUUCCAGAUUGAGGUACGCCCAUAUACGCAGCUCCGAGGAAUGGGUGGAAACCAUUGGAGACGCCUACAUGGUGGCCUCUGGUCUGCCCAUACGAAAUGGUAGUCGCCACGCCGGAGAAAUAGCCCUGAUGUCUUUGGAAUUGCUCAGUGGUUGCGGUACCUUCAAAAUUCGACACAUGCCCGAUGUCCCACUUCGACUACGUAUUGGACUGCAUACAGCCUUUAGAAUCCACAUCAGUCAACCAUUUAAAGAGCUGCUGGACACGAUUGGUGGCUACACGACAGAGUACCGUGGCACGGUAGAACUGGAGGGAGGCAUUGAAAUGAACUCUUACUGGCUGCAGAACAGCAAGGACUUUCACAAGCCUCUGCCCACACCACCGCCACUCACUGGGGGUGCAAAUCACGGGUAA
Messenger RNA from Dibothriocephalus latus, 417 nucleotides. Lineage: Eukaryota; Metazoa; Platyhelminthes; Cestoda; Diphyllobothriidea; Diphyllobothriidae. The record is from the annotation of a GenBank genome assembly.